AUGCAACUGAUCAAGUUGGUUGCGGCUGCUGCUCUGCCGGCUCUGGCUCUUGCCGACACGAGCACCGAACCCUCCGCGACAAUCACUUCCACCAGCACCGUGACCUUGAUCAAGACCGUCACACUCUCUCGGGUCUCCGUCGUCACCUCAAGUACCUCCUCCUUCAGCAUGAACUCGACCACCUUUGCUGCUCGUACUGGUGCCACGACGUCUUUUAUCCCGUCCGGUGUCACCACUACACCAGCUCCCACUUCGCCAGGGCCGCAGAACGCUGCUGGAGUCCUUGAUGCCGGCAAGAUGGCCUUUGCUGGUGUUGCUGGCAUGUUUGUCGUUGCACUGAUGUGA
Messenger RNA from Metarhizium album ARSEF 1941, 345 nucleotides. RefSeq lists its product as uncharacterized. The coding region runs from base 1 to 345 and encodes 114 amino acids. Lineage: Eukaryota; Fungi; Ascomycota; Sordariomycetes; Hypocreales; Clavicipitaceae. The transcript has a single exon. The record is from RefSeq and is a predicted model, not a curated record.